AUGAAUCUACAAGAUGUGAUUGACACCGAGUCCGUAAGAGCUCGGUUUCCCGGCUUGGCUGGAGACACGGCCCUUUUUAACAAUGCGUCCGGAACUGUGGUUCUCAAGGGUGCAAUUGAAAGCGCCAGCAAGCUAAUGCGUUCGAUGCCUUUGCCAGGAGGCUCCGAUGCAAAGAGCAAAGAGCUUCUCCAAGAAUACAUAAACAACAAGAAAUGUGUCAGCGCAUUCCUGAAUGCCUCGCCCACUGAAAUCACAUUUGGCCAGUCAACAACCUGUCUCUUCCGAUUGCUCGCGACUUCGCUAAAGCCCAAGUUGAAUGGCGACUGCGAAAUAAUUUGCUCGACCCUCUGCCACGAGGCAAUGACAAGCGCAUGGAUUCACCUUGCUCAAGACUUGGGCGUCACAAUCAAAUGGUGGUCGCCGGACCAAAAGGACCCUGACGAUCCGUCCCUGAGCCUCGAGUCGCUGAAACGGCUUCUGACUGCAAAAACCCGCAUCGUCACCUGCAAUCACGUAUCCAAUGUUAUUGGAACCGUCCAUCCCAUCCGGGAGGUUGCAGAGGCUGCCCACUCCAUCCCCGGCUGCAUGCUGGCAGUUGACGGGGUGGCUUACGUGCCCCAUCGCCCGGUCGAUGUCAAGACGCUCGACGUCGACUUCUACUGCUUUAGUUGGUACAAGGUCUUUGGACCGCACAUGGCGACCCUGUAUGCCAGUACGAGGGCACAGGACCAAUACAUGACGAGUAUCAAUCACUUCUUUAUAGCCCCAACGUCACUCGAUGGCAAACUUCUCCUGGGGAUGCCGUCCUUUGAGCUCCAGAUGAUGUGCUCGCCGAUCGUUCACCACCUGCAGGAAGUUGUGGGAUGGGAGACCAUCACGAAGCAGGAAGCGCUACUGACCAAGGUUGUUCUCGAUUACUUGCUUAGCAAGCCGCUCAUGUAUCGCGUCUUUGGAAGACGAAGCGCAGACCCGUCACAGCGUGUCUCAAUCAUCACCUUCGAGGUACGGGCGUGCCAAUCCGGCCAUGUAGUCUCGCAGAUAAAUGAAAGAAACCGCGUCAGGAUACUCUGUGGAUAUUGCUUGGCGCCGCGCCCCACGUGGGAUGUAUUGAAGCCAGUUAGUAGCGAUGGUCUCAUCCGGGUCAGCUUGGUGCACUAUAAUACAGUUGCAGAGGCUGAGGUGUUUUGUGACGAGCUUGACAGGGUUGUGAGUCAGGCAACCUGUGCCGGCUCGGCGGGCUGA
Molecule: messenger RNA, 1242 nt
Organism: Ustilaginoidea virens
Lineage: Eukaryota; Fungi; Ascomycota; Sordariomycetes; Hypocreales; Clavicipitaceae
Exons: 3
Coding region: 1-1242 (413 amino acids)
Source: RefSeq, a predicted model, not a curated record